Messenger RNA from Bacidia gigantensis, 1086 nucleotides. RefSeq lists its product as uncharacterized. The record is from RefSeq and is a predicted model, not a curated record. Gene Ontology annotation, molecular function: molybdenum ion binding; pyridoxal phosphate binding; catalytic activity. Lineage: Eukaryota; Fungi; Ascomycota; Lecanoromycetes; Lecanorales; Ramalinaceae. The coding region runs from base 1 to 1086 and encodes 361 amino acids. The transcript has 2 exons.
AUGAAGAUAACGCAAGUAUGUUCACUGCAGGAGGACAAGAAGCUUGAUCCUGCGGCUGACUUAUACACGUAUCCGAUCAAAUCUUUGCGUAGCGUACCGCUGCAAACGACGGCAGUCACAACCGAUGGCUUCCCCUAUGAUAGGAGAUUCAUGGUCGUCAGAGUGCACAAAGACGACUCGACUAAGGCCCGAAGCAAGAAGCACUUCGAUCCGAAGACAAGGCUCGAAAACAUGACCAUCACUUACUGGCCGGAAUUGAGCCUCUUCCUGCAGACCCUGAACGAGUCGAAGGGGACUAUCGUAGUCGAACACUGCCCACCAGAUCGAUCAAAGACACGCAUUGAGGUCCCUUCGAAGCCUGACGUGAAGAAACUCGGCUUUGUAGACAUCAAUCUCCACGAAAGUCCAACCAAAGCAUACAAAAUGGAUGACCAUGUCAAUGCCUGGUUCUCCAAAUGCCUUGGUUUCAGUGCCAUGCUGAUCUAUCUUGGACCCCAUCGUAGGAAGCUGUGUGGCAACUUGUCGCCAGAUCCUGUCUCCAAAUCUUCUUCAUGGGUGCCUGGUGUGGUCUCUGGAUCGUCCACAGCGGAGACCAAGAUCACUUUUGCAGACCUUGCUGCAUAUCUUGUGGUAACAGAGGAGUCCUUAGCUGAUGUGUCUGAAAGACUAACAGGCAAUAUGAAAGCGGAUGUCACCAAAUUUAGACCGAACAUCGUAGUUUCUGGAGCUGCAAAGCCGUGGGACGAAGAUUACUGGGCUGGUCUGACUAUCACCAAGCGCAAUGGAUCAAGCAAUGAUAGUACUGAGAUGGUAUUGACGGCAAAUUGCGGUAGAUGCGCAAGUCUCAAUGUUGACUACAAGACGGGAAAAUUCGGCAAAGGUGAAGAAGGAACAGUAUUGAAGAAGAUGAUGAAAGACCGACGAGUGGAUCCUGGUAACAAGUACAGUCCAAUUUGCGGACGAUAUGGGUUCCUCAAGCCAGGCACUGUUUCGGCCGGCAGAAGGAUUGCUGUUGGAGAUGAGGUCACCUUGUCGAAACGAAACGCCCAAAGGACAGUGUUUGGUAAGUGGCGCAAUCAGCUCUAG